Molecule: messenger RNA, 6631 nt
Organism: Oryzias latipes (Japanese medaka)
Lineage: Eukaryota; Metazoa; Chordata; Actinopteri; Beloniformes; Adrianichthyidae
Gene: onecutl
Product: one cut domain, family member, like
Biological process (GO): regulation of transcription by RNA polymerase II
Cellular component (GO): nucleus
Molecular function (GO): DNA-binding transcription factor activity, RNA polymerase II-specific; RNA polymerase II cis-regulatory region sequence-specific DNA binding
Source: RefSeq, a predicted model, not a curated record
GAGCAGAGCGAGGGAGAGAGAGAGAGGAGGAGGAGGAGGAAAGGGGAAAGAGUUGGUGGUGAGAUCGAUGAAGUGGCAGGCAGAGGGAAGAGGAGGAGGAGGAGGAAAAUCUCACGAGAUAAUGAAAGAAAAAGAGGAGCGCUGCUAGUGCUGAGCGGAAAACACGAGGAGAGACCCGGAGAUUUUUUUUUCGUGGAGGGAAACAAAGACCCAUAAAUUGAAAUAACGAAAAAUACUAAUAAUAAUUAAAAAAAAGAACGUAGAGGAAGAUAAAGCAGAGGCAGAAUUGGUUCCCGCGGAUGUUUUUUGCGCUCUGGCUUCGGUAAAGGCUGCACCUCGGAGCGCAGUGGAGCGGUUGGGAGAAUCUGCAGGACUGCUCAGACAGAGAGAUGCUCAGAACGGACGACAGCCGCGGACGCGCUUUGAGACGCGGAUAAUUAAAGGAAUUAAAGCGAGGCUUCUGCCGUGGACCACAGCUGCGAACCAAAGACGCACGCGGCGUGCAGAUGCCCAAGUGAGAAUACAAAAAGAAAGGAGGAAAACCCCAGUCACGGGGCGCGAUGCUGCUGCAAACUGCCUUUUGGGGAGUUUGAGGGACUUUGAACACACUACUUAACGUUAUCAGAUAAUUAAUUAGACACCCCAUAAGCCCGGAAAUCAAUUAAUUCACAAAUCAAUAAAUCCAUAGUCUGGUGUAACAAGAGACCUUCCAGACUGUUGGUCUGGCUGUUCAACAACAUUAACAAGAGAAGAGCACAAGAAGGCAGGAAAUAAGCUUUUUAUUUGUUGAAGUUUAAGAUGGAUGGGGGUCUAGGGGAGAUGUCCCUGCACAGCCACGCUGAUCUGGCCCACAGCCAGGACGGCAGAGCCAUGCUGCACUCCCGGGACCUUUCAGCCGCCUUCCCCAGGCCCCCCCUGGGGGGGUCCUCCAUGUCUCUGGAACUGGAUCCCCGUCCAACCAGCUUUGACCACUCCAUGUCCGCUCUAGGCUACAGUGGCGACUCCCCGUCCAGCUCCAGCAGCACCUACACCACCCUGACCCCCCUGCAGCCCUUCGAUGACAAGUUUCACCACCACCACCAUCACCACCACCCCUGCCUCCCCGUCAGUAACGUCAUCGGGAGCUUCACCCUCAUGCGUGAGGAGCGAGGCCUUGGCACCAACUUCUACAACCCAUACGGGAAGGAGGUGGCCAUGUCCCAAACCCUCUCACCCCCCUCUGCUGGCUCAGGCCUGAGCCCCGCCAUGCACAGUUAUGGCAGUCUGGGCAACAGUCCCAAUGGGAAUGGAGGUCAAAUGCUGCACAGCGGCUAUGACGUCCACGGAGGAAGCCUCUUCUGCCGGACAUCAGAUUUCGCCAGAGAGAUGUCCCCCCCAGGCCUUGGAGGAGGUGACGUGUCUGUGGGCCAUCAGCUAAACAAGAUGGAGGCUCACCAGCACACCCCUAGCCACCACCCUCACAUCUACACCCAGCACUACCAGCCUCACCACCACCCCAACCAGCAAGCCUCCAAGAUGGGCGAUCACCUGCACUCGUCGUCGUCCGCCUCCUCCUCGCCCGGCGAGGGUAUGCUGGCAGGCUCCCAGGGUGGCGGGGGCAACGGGGGAGAGGAGAUCAACACCAGGGACGUGGCCCAGAGGAUCAUCACUGAGCUGAAGAGGUACAGCAUCCCCCAGGCCAUCUUUGCUGAGAGGGUUCUGUGUAGGUCACAGGGCACCCUGUCUGACCUCCUGAGGAACCCCAAGCCCUGGGGCAAGCUCAAGUCUGGCCGGGAGACCUUCAAGAGGAUGUCCCGCUGGCUGCAGGAGCCUGAGUUUCAAAGGAUGGCCUCACUUCGGCUGGAGGCCUGCAAGCGCAAGGAGCAGGAGCAGAGCAAGAUGGAGCGCAACCAGGGCCCAAAGCGCACAAGGCUGGUCUUCACAGACCUGCAGCGGCGCACACUUCUGGCCAUCUUCAGGGAGAACCACCGCCCCACCAAGGAGCUGCAGGUCACCAUCUCCCAGCAGCUGGGCCUGGAGCUCUCCACCGUCAGCAACUUCUUCAUGAAUGCCCGUCGACGCAACCUCAACAAGUGGGCCGACGAGGGCCGCCCUUCCUCCACAGGUUCUUCGGGCUCCAGCGCCUCCUCUUCUGCAGUGUCCUGCAGCACUGCGUGAUGUUGGGUGGCGUGUUAGUGAGGGCGCUGAGGGAGCAAGGAGGCACAUAGACUGGUCUAGGCAGAGAUCAGCCGUAACAAAUGUCCUCCUCGUUACAGAAGGAGUGACAGAACAAGCUGGCAUAGAUGAUUUUAUGGAGAAGAGGAAGAAGAAGGAGCAUUUUCUAAACCAAAGUUGAUUGCCUGUUUGAAACAAAGCAGAGCGAUGCCUAGGGUGAGAUGAAUGCGGGAUAAGGGGUCCUGCUUGUAUAGUCGAUGGUGCAAAGAUGAUCUGACUCAGAGAGGGAGUCACACCUUCACAUCAACGCCAUCUCAUUGUGCUAUUUUGAGUGUUUAGAUUAGAGCUAAUGAGGGUUUAACUAAUCAGGAGGACCCAUAUUUUAAUGUUCCUUCAGAUUUAUUGUCAUCUCUCCAAGCGUGAAGAAUCAAGAGAUGCCAUUUGCUCACAUUUGGAGAGCUCCAUCGUAUAACUUUUUAACCAAAAAGUGUUCAUCAUCCAAAGACAUUAAUCUUUAUUAGUAUGAUUUCAUUUUUCCUCAAGAAUCAAACCAGAAGAAGAGGAAAAGCCUUUUUUUUUCUUUUUAAACAUUUUUUUUUUAUUGUUUUGAGAACCCAAUUCUUCUUUUUGUGUUUCCAUGGCGAUGGUUCCCAGGAUGGCGCUGCUCCAAGUUUGGAGCCCGGAAUAAUCAGGAGGGUCCUGUAGCGUCUGUGAAUCCCAGCUGUCAAUCAUUAACCAUACACAGGAGCGUUUCUGUUUGUUUCCCAAAAUGGCCCCCGCCUUGAAUGAAUCAAGAGGUUUCAAGGGGGGUAGCUGCAGUGCAUCUCAACGUACGCCAGGACAGAAUCAAUAACCACAAGUGGGAUGCAGAGCCGGACUUGUUGGUGCAACCGAUUAGCUUUAAGACUCUGACGGAGCUUCAAAAAUAAAAGCUCGACGGCCAUUCAAAAUCAAGCGUAGAGAAAUACAAAAAUUAGGGAAAAACCUUUGGGGAAGAGGUUUGCCUGACAGUGUAGAGUUACAUAGUAUUUUUUUCCAAGUCAUUUCCAAGUAACUGUACACACCUCGGCUCCAUUCUGAAGGCUUUUUUUACAGAUGUCUAGAAAAUGGAGGAAUGUGAUUCUUUCUGCUCUUUUUGUACAGAUUUCAAGCACAUCGCUCUAUUUAUAGAAACGUGUUGUAAGCGCGGGGCAGUUUGUUUUAGCCCUGCUGACGUACAAGGUCAUUUUUUUGGUCCACAAAGGAACGGCUUUAACACGCCUCCUUUUAGCCAACACUUCAAUCAACCACAGAAUGUUUCAAAUGCAAUUGUUGGUCUGAUCAUCCUAUUUAUUUCUGCCUUUGUGUAUUUAUUGUUUACCAGUUGUUGUUUUUUUUUACCCUCCCUAUUUAUUUGGUAAUUUAUUUAUGCUAUCUAUAUACUGUAAGUAUUUAUUUAAUAAUGCUCUGUAUGUCUGUGUGAAACUGAAGACUUUUUUCUGAUGGGGACUUUUAGCUGUAGAAUCCCAUCGUAAUACCAAAGAUUAACAUUGCCUCCCUGAAUGUACGGCCUGAAUCCCUAAACCCAGAACUUGAUCCCCCCCCGAUCCAACCCGUGUUGUUGCGUAUCUCUAUCUUAAAGGCCUGGCCUCCUUGUUUUUGGGUUAAUUUUUGGUUGUUUUUUUGUAGAAUAAGGGGGAAUUCCUGCAAAUGUCUCUGCUGUCAGCUCUUAAUGCCAAGGCCUAAGCUUGUUUGAAUGUUGUGAUAAUAUAUAUUAAUUAUUAUUAAUACUAUGAAUAAUAAUGACAAUAAUUAUGAUGUGGCAUCCCAUUGUUUCACAAGUUGCUUGUAAAGUUUUGUUCAGAUUGAUGCCGCCCAGCAGAGCGCGUCACCCGUUUGGAGACCCUCCGAGGUCGAGGUUGAGGGCGAGUCUGUUAAGGUCGCACGCCGACAUGCCUACUGUGUCUGCUUGGCUAAAAAUGCAUGGUCGUGAUCACCAUCUCCCUCCUCCCCAGUGCAGUGCAGACGACUCUGUCUACUUCCGCCUCAGUGUGACCAUUGUCCACAUGCCAAGCUCUUCUGCCAGUUGUCUCAGUUCCAAGAUGCUUCUAAUGGUCAGCCUCUACAGCUAUGUGUGUAGUUUAGAGGGAUCAAUCCUGUUUUCUUCUAAGGGUUGACUAUUUUAAUCUGGUUUUAUGAGACGUUUCUGGUUUCGUUGAGACCCUUAAUCUUUAGUAUUGUGCCUCUGAUGCUCAGAUUUGGUUUUGUUCUUAAUUGCUUUAAUGUCUCAAAUGUUGUAGGGUGUUCCUCUCAACCUAGAAUAGUUUUGUGGAUCAAUUCUGGGAGUUUUUUGGAGGUUUUCUGAGGAGUUUGCAUAGCACAAAUGGUUCUUUUUUAUUGAAAGGGAAUUGUAAAUCAAGUGCCAGCCACCCGGGCUCUCGCUUUUAGGCCCAAAUGUAAGGGUUGCCAAAGUGAAGCGGGGAAGACACGGUUUCAGUUUCUGUCUAAAAAUGUUCUCUUUUUUUCCGUCUUUAGCGUUGGGUGGGGGUGUAUGCCUAUAGCCCCCUUCACAACAUGGACUUGAAAGAUGAGCGGUCAUGAAAGAGGCCAUCGACUUUUUUUCUGACUUCAAAAGGCGAGACUUUUUAUUUAUUUAUUUAUUUUUUAUCCCAUCUCCUUUUCUGGGCAUCUGGUCUGAGGCCUGCUGUUGGCCAGACCUGUGGGCUUCAGGGGGCACUCAAAAGGGUGGUGGUGGUGGUGGGGGGGAGAUCAGAGAGGACGGUGAAUCAUCCAGGAGGAGAAUGGUGGUAAAGUGUGUAUGUGUCGAGGUAGAAAGGGAGGGGUGGUUUGUUGUUUGAGGAGGUGCUGGAGUUGUGGGGCAUGGAGCUGAAUUAAACUUUAAUGAGUAACAAUUGUAAGCAUGCUGAGAGCAAAGAGGGGGGGCAGUGGCAGGGGUGAGCUGUUGAGUCUGUAGAGGGGUGAAAAAAUUAAAAAUAAAAGAGCUGGGAGGCUGUUUUGUCGACCCCUGCUCAUUGUAUCAAAGCUGAGGUGACACCUUUCAGGCUUCCCUUUGUCUCUCUGACUGGAGGCCUAAAAUAGAGACAGCGCUUUUUGUUUGGAGCCACCUUCUGCUCCAUGUCAAGCAGGACAGCUCUGGCCUCCCUGUGAGGAAGCAGGAGGACAAGUGACUACAUUUGGGAGCUGCAGGUGAUCUGCGUAGCCAUUUUUAGCCUGCGGCACCCCCUAGUGACUUGACUCGGCGGCAAGCAUGGCAGCUGAGCAAAUAUUCAAAUGGCUCAACUGGAAACUGAUGUAUUCUUUCAGAAUAAAAGCAAAAAAAAAAAAAAAUUUUUUUUUUUUUUAUGUCUAAAAGGAAAAAUAAUUAAUAAAAACCAACCAAAGAUGGAGAAAUGGGUAACUGCUGAAUCAUCAUGUAUUCUAGGUAGUUUUAGCAGUUGACUGUCAGACCUACCGUAGCACUCAGAGGAUUCAAACAAGCACCAGUGGGAUUCCACGUGCUGAUUAUUUAUGUUACAUAAAACAUGGUUGUGUUGAGCUGGAACUGAGAAACUGACAUUGGGCAUUGUCUACAAAUGGAAGUCUCUUGUCUCUGUUCUCCCAGUGUCUCUGUGUCUAUCCCAGCGUUCUCCCAGUGUGAACAUGAAGACUCUACCCAUCUACCUCAACUGUGUGAGAUGUUGUGUGGCAAAGAUAUUCCUUAACCAAAGAAUCCGUCCUGUCAGGGUGUCCGUUUAUCUAUCUAUCUUGUCUGUGCAUCCGUCUCUUCUUCAUGCCUUUUGCUCCAAACCAAAUGUGCUGGAAACAAUCUGUACCAGGAGCCGAACAAGGCUCCCGUCCAGCCAAAGCUUUACUUCAGCACGUUCGAGUCCCAUUGAUCCAUGUUCUGUAUAUAGAAAUCAUUCUCAAGACCAAAAAAAAAGGAGGUGACAAUCCAAGCAAGGAGGAUCUUGCUGUAAUCAACGUUGCCUGCUCCUCAUUUUGCAAAAGCAAGAAUUCCCUAACUUGCAGAGAAAAAGCCCAAUAAUUCAUCCUGAAAUGAAAAAGGUCAGAGGAGACAAAAGCUAUUUUUCCACAUUUGUAAGCCAUCCCCUACCAUCCCUGUUAUUUCCAGAUGUUUAGUGUAGUUGAAAUACUGUUUGAUCCCACUGUUGUAAGUAGGAAUUUAAGAAAUCCACACAGAAAGCUUUAAAGGGGGACGAGCUGAGGCAAAUGUUUGACUGAGUUUGAGUUUUCUCAGCUUGGACUCGACCCACCGUGCUUUACCGUGCCAUUCUUGUCCAAAUGUGUUAGACAUACCAAUGAAUGUGGCUAACCAACCAAAGGCUUAAAAAAAAAAAGGUACACAACACUUUAAACAUCAAUCAUGGUGGGGCAUUUUGUAUCAACAACUAAAGAAAAUUCCUUUGAAUACCUCAUGUGAAAAUUGUUUGUUGUGAUGUUGCACUAAAAAAAUAAAAAUGACUCAUUUGUAACCCAA